Messenger RNA from Brassica oleracea var. oleracea, 1851 nucleotides. RefSeq names its product asparagine--tRNA ligase, chloroplastic/mitochondrial-like. The coding region runs from base 12 to 1694 and encodes 560 amino acids. Gene Ontology annotation, cellular component: mitochondrion. The record is from RefSeq and is a predicted model, not a curated record. Lineage: Eukaryota; Viridiplantae; Streptophyta; Magnoliopsida; Brassicales; Brassicaceae. The transcript has 13 exons. Gene Ontology annotation, biological process: asparaginyl-tRNA aminoacylation. Gene Ontology annotation, molecular function: asparagine-tRNA ligase activity; nucleic acid binding; ATP binding.
GGCGAAGUGCAAUGCCGGCGGCGUCACUCCGUCUCGCUUCAUUCUCUACUCUCCGUUUCUUAUCCUUCUUCCCCAUCUCUAAUCCUUCUCCUUACUCUCUCUUCCGCCAUCGACGCCGCUUGCUUUUCGAAGAUUCUGCGGCCAAUGCUCGCCGGAGAUGCUUUUGCACCGGUACUUCUGUAUCUGCCAGUUCCAGUGAUGGAAAGAACAAUCAAGGGAAUCGAAUUGGGAGUAAAGUUGGAGAAUUUAGGAGGAAGCUGAGGGUAGCUGAAGUGAAAGGAGGAGCAGACGAAGGUCUGGGUCGGGUGGGGCAGAGCCUCAGCGUUAUGGGUUGGGUCCGGACUCUUCGAUCUCAGAGCAGUGUCACAUUCAUCGAGAUAAACGAUGGCUCUUGCUUAUCAAACUUGCAAUGUGUGAUGAAUCCGGACGCAGAGGGAUAUGAUCAGGUAGAAGCUGGUUCGGUCUUGACUGGAGCAUCUGUAUCUGUACAAGGUACUAUUGUGGCCAGCCAGGGGACUAAGCAAAAGGUGGAGCUUAAGGUUCACAAAAUCAUUCUGGUUGGAAAGUGUGACUCUUCCUAUCCCAUCCAGAAGAAGAGGGUCAGCCGGGAGUUUUUGAGAACCAAGGCUCAUCUUCGUCCCAGAACCAAUUCUUUUGGCGCGGUGGCUAGAGUUAGGAAUACUCUGGCGUAUGCUACUCACAAGUUCUUUCAAGAAAGUGGUUUUGUCUGGGUGGCAAGCCCUAUUAUCACUGCCUCCGAUUGUGAAGGCGCUGGUGAACAGUUCUGUGUCACCAUUCUCAUCCCCAGCUCCCAUGAGACCACAGAUUCUCCCAUCGAUGCAAUUCCGAAAACAAAGGGAGGGUUGGUCGAUUGGUCUCAGGACUUCUUUGGGAAACCAGCGUUCUUGACCGUCUCUGGGCAACUCAAUGGAGAAACUUAUGCAACCGCUCUCUCAGAUAUAUACACAUUUGGUCCUACAUUUCGAGCUGAGAACUCCAACACCUCCAGGCACUUGGCUGAAUUCUGGAUGCUUGAACCAGAACUUGCUUUUGCCGACCUGGAUGAUGACAUGGCCUGUGCCACCGCCUACCUCUCCAGUACGUCGUAUGUGAAAUACGUUCUUGAUAACUGCAAGGAAGACAUGGAGUUUUUCGAUACAUGGAUUGAGAAAGGAAUCACUCAUCGCUUGAGUGACGUAGUUGAGAAAGAAUUUCUUCAGCUGAGUUACACAGACGCCAUUGAACUUCUUCUGAAAGCAAACAAAGAAUUUGAAUUCCCAGUGAAGUGGGGACUGGAUUUGCAGAGCGAGCAUGAAAGGUACAUAACAGAAGAGGCAUUUGAGGGUCGCCCUGUGAUAAUAAGAGAUUAUCCAAAAGAGAUAAAAGCGUUUUACAUGCGUGAGAAUGAUGAUGGGAAGACAGUCGCAGCAAUGGAUAUGCUCGUGCCUCGGGUAGGGGAGCUGAUAGGUGGAAGCCAAAGAGAGGAAAGACUUGAAGUGUUGGAAGCGAGGCUUGAUGGGUUGAAACUCGACAAAGAGAGCUACUGGUGGUACCUCGACCUCCGUCGCUAUGGUUCAGUUCCUCACGCAGGAUUUGGGCUAGGGUUUGAGAGGCUGGUUCAAUUUGCCACUGGAAUUGAUAAUAUCAGAGACGUUAUUCCUUUCCCACGCUCACCUGGCUCUGCUGACUUCUGAUUCAUAUCUCAUUAUCAUUCUUUUACACAACCUUACCUCCGUUUUUUUUUUCUCAUUUCCUCCAAGUCCUUGUAUUAUUAUGUGCCGUUAGUUAUUUGAAAAAUAUCGACCAAAGGAAAAAAAAAAUGUUUGGUUCAGAUUUUAAAUGUUUUGUAUU